Molecule: messenger RNA, 1630 nt
Organism: Lycium barbarum (goji berry)
Lineage: Eukaryota; Viridiplantae; Streptophyta; Magnoliopsida; Solanales; Solanaceae
Product: protein RALF-like 32
Exons: 1
Coding region: 54-413 (119 amino acids)
Source: RefSeq, a predicted model, not a curated record
UCUUCCACUACCAAAAAAAGGUUGAAAAAAAGGACUACAAAUAAUAGAACCAAAUGUACCAUUCACACAAAAACCAAAAAAUGAAAGCUCCAAAUUUCACAAAACUCCUCUAUUUCUUCACUCUUUUUCUUACCACGUUAUUUAUAAUCACAUCAGAAAAUAGCCAAUCACAAUGCAAUGAUACAAUAGCUAAGUGUAAUGAAGAGUUGGAGAUGUUAAUGGAAUCUGAUAUUAGUAGAAGAUUUCUUGAACAAAGAAAAAGAUAUAUUUCUCCUGGUGCUUUAAAAAGAGAUAAACCGGUGUGUAACGGCGGCGGUGGCGGCCAACCGUAUUCACGGAGCUGCCUACCGCCGCCGUCGAAUCCGUAUAAUAGAGGUUGUUCUAAGUAUUAUCGUUGUAGAGGUGAUCAAUGAUAGAAAAAUAUGUGUCUAUGAGUUUAUAUAUAUAUAUAUUUUUUUUUGCUACUUAAUACUUAUGAUUUUGUAUUGUGGUUGUGAAUGAAUUUUGCUUUUGCUGGUGUUAUUGAUGUUAUUGUUGAUGGAUACAUUAUUUAGUCAUACUUAGUGGUGAGAGGCGGAUUAGGUUGUUGAGUUUAUGUGUCAUAGAUUACGAUCCCAUCCUUUCUACUUGGUAGAAUGUUAUUUAGAAAAUUUUAUUAGAUAACAUAUAAAUAUAUUUAUAUUUAGUAACUAUACUAUAUUUAUUAAUUAAAUAUUAUAUUUUAAUUACACAAAAUAAUUAAUUCAAAAUUCAUCUGUCUUAUUCCAUUAUAUCAAUCUUUCCCUCAACCCUCAUUACUCUCUGUCCUUUUUCACUCUCUUCUUCCAGAUCAUACAGUCCAAACACCAUAAUAGAUUUUCUAGGGCGGCUGGGCCUUGAACAACUACAUGAACAAGAGGGCGUAUGGAAGAGCUUCAAACCCCAAACUCCGAUCUCUGUAACUUUGCUUGCUUGUCUUUCCUUACAUAAGAAGCUUCUUAUGUUUUCCAGAUUUUCGAAGAAUUUACAAGGUUACUAAGCCUUCAAGAUCAACAAUAUCAAAUUAACGAAAUGCACAUUUUCUCACUUUUUCAAUAAACCAAACUGUAUUGUUUAACUCCAAACCAAACUGUCAUCUUCUCUGAUGGAGCUAGCCGACCUCCGCCGCCGGUCGUCUUCUCCAGCGUCUUCGGUCGAGUGUAUUUAUCAGAUCUGCGAUCGAGUGUAUUUAUCAGAUCUGCAAUCGAAAUUCUUAAGACUCGAAAUCGAUUGCAGCGACGAAUUUCGCGGUUACCGGAUCUAAGUGUAUUUUGCUUAGAUAUGAAUAUGUUUCUCAAAUUUGAGUAUUUAUCGUUGUUGUUACUUGAGAUGUAUUUGUUUUUAUGUUGAAUACGUAGAAAGAAAUGGUUUCUUUGGAAAAAUCUUUGGUAAUGUAUUCUAAGGUGUGAGUUAUUUUAUUUCUUGUAUCUCAGAUCUGAGUGUAUUUUUUUUUUUUGUAUCUCAGAUCUGAGUGUAUUUCAGUGUAUUCAUUAUUUUUUGAGUGUAAAAUAGAGAGUUUCUUUAUGUAUUUUUCGAUUGUAUUGAAAGGAGUUUUUUUUUUUUUUAUACCAAUGAAUAUAGUGAAUUUUGAAUACAACUAAAUAUUUCUGUA